Messenger RNA from Biomphalaria glabrata, 969 nucleotides. RefSeq lists its product as uncharacterized. Gene Ontology annotation, molecular function: nucleic acid binding; zinc ion binding; aspartic-type endopeptidase activity. NCBI's taxonomy places the organism in Eukaryota, Metazoa, Mollusca, Gastropoda, Planorbidae. The record is from RefSeq and is a predicted model, not a curated record. The transcript has a single exon. The coding region runs from base 1 to 969 and encodes 322 amino acids. Gene Ontology annotation, biological process: proteolysis.
AUGUCAUCACCAGAGAUUACGCAGAGACUUUUAGAGUACUCAUCUCUGGACCUCGCAAAGUCAUUGGAGGUAGCUAGAUCUCUUGAGAUGGCACAGAAACAUUCUGUGACAUAUAACUCGCAACAAGCCACUACUUUUCAAGCACAACAAUCCACUACGUCAGAAUUGCCACUUUGCUCUGCUGUAGAAGACACGAUUGAUUCGACAACCGGUACCAUAGCUGCAGCUCAAGGCAAGUGCUACUUUUGUGGAGGUGCUAUCCACUCUCGUGGCAAAUGCCCCGCUAAAGAUGCAACCUGCAAUAAAUGCGGUAAAAAGGGACACUACAAAAAGGUAUGCAAAUCAAAACUUUCUACAGUUUACAGACAUAACUCUGAUUCAGCGGCGUAUACAAUAACAGCCGCCUCUUCGUUUUCGCUAUCUCGUACUGUAAUGAAGAUACAAGUUAACAACAUUACCCUUGACGCCCUCAUUGAUACAGGUAGUUCGGACAGUUACAUUUCUGCAUCGGCUGUCAGAAAGUAUAGAUUCAAAACUUUUCACUCAUCAAAACAUAUAUCUAUGGCCAACACGAACCUAACUGGUUAUACUCAAGGCCAUGUUAAUGCUGACAUUAAGAGUAAAGGCUCCACUUAUAAAGACUUCAAGCUACACAUACUUGACAACCUCUGUGAGGAUGUUAUUUUAGGCCAUGACUUCCUUGAACAACAUGAAAGUGUACACAUCACUUUUCAGGGGCCUAAACCAACAAUGGUGUUAAAUGGAAUGAAAGCUGCUAAUGUCGAACCCGCUCCUCUUUUCCAAAAUAUGCUUAAAGAGUGUCGACCUAUCGCCACAAAAUCCAAACGAUAUUCUGCAAACGACACUCUAUUCAUCAAUUCAGAAGUUGAGAGACUCUUAAAAGAUGGCAUCAUUGAGCCCUCGUCAUCUCCAUGGCGGGCUCAAGUCUUAAUAACAACUAACGAAUGA